AUGGAACCGGAAAGUGAUGAUCAAAGACCGGAAAAUGAUGAUCAAAGACCGGAAAGUGAUGAUCAAAGACCGGAAAAUGAUGAUCAAAGACCGGAAAGUGAUGAUCAAAUACCGGAUGAUCAAAGACCGGAUGAACAAAGACAUGAUCAAACCGAAGAUGAGAUGGUUAUCGAUACGGUUAGCAAUAUUUUGGAGUCUGAUGUUUUGGAGUCUGAUGUUUUGGAGUCUGAUGUUUUGGAGUCUGAUGUUUUGGAGUCUGAUGUUUUGGAGUCUGAUAUUUUGGAGUCGGGAGAUGUGACGAGCGUUGAUCAAAUAUCUUAUAAGAAUAUUGAUGAUGAAACGAAUGAAGACACUAAGGAGGGGAAUCCUUCAAUGGACCAGCAGUCUGCUAGCGAAAUAAAAUCAUCAGGAUCGAAUCCGGGGGAAGAAGAUAAAGGGAAGGCAAUGUCCGACAUCACGAGACUAUCUGACACGGAAACUAACAAGUGCUUUCCACUCAACUGCUUCGAGUACGAGCGUCGGGCUAGGACGACUGUUGGAUUAGGUCGAUGCGGAACGACGCGAAUCUGGAGAAGCAUGAGGGCGAGGCAGCCGACGAGGAUACAUCGAAGGAUGUCGAGAAAUGAAAGCGGAAGAUUAUGGCCGAGUGUACCGCCGCUCUUUGCACGAGAUACAGUUAUCGGGCUGGAGAAAGAAUGGGAAAAGGAAAAACGAAAGAAGCGAAGGGACAUUUUCUAUGACCUAACGGACGAUGACAAGGAGAAAUUUCUUCGAAAUCAGCAGAGGAGCGACUUUGCUAAUCGCAAGGAACUAGGCCACGUACGUGUGCCGGUAUCGUAUGCGGAAUCAAAGAAAUUAUUAUCGGUGGAUUGCGCGGUUGGCGACCAACGUCCCGGUUUGGUUGACGGUGAUUACAUGAUUGUGAAGUUGUCGUCCAAGCGUGUUUAUGCCUGCGUGGUUCUUCAUGGACAGAAGGGUAUGAAUUUACUGGAAAUUAACACGCUGCGAGAACGCGUGAACGCUUGGAAGUUCUGCUUCUAUCAAGCGAUCGUGGCAUUGUUAGCGAAAACUCAGCUCAGAUACAAAUACGUGCGGAGCGCUAAUAUCGAUUACAUUUACGAUCAUGCCUGGAUGCUCUUCACCCACAUCGGCUCGAUCAACGUGAAGGCAAAGCAGCGUCUAGACGACGUCGUAGUAUACAAUUACAAAUACAGCGUCGAAGUAGAAUUGAUCGGGGAACUGAAAGAAGUCGUGGCGCGGGGCGUUUGCGAUUCGUAUCAAGAGUAUGGUACGACAUCGCAGAUUAUAUCAAGGAAGGAUCCCCUGCAAGUCGAGGUGAAACUCGGACGUGAGAAGGUCAAUUUAGCUUACAUGCCCGUGCACAGGGACGACUCGCCGAGAAAACUCGAGCAGUGGCUCGACCAAAUGAUCACGGGGUAUCGUGACUAUAUUUUGCGCACAAUCAGAUUUUCAUUGGCCUUCUGGCAGGAUGGUCUGUUUUGGUACCUGUACAAUCCCUACCAGUGCAAUGAGUAUGGCUUGUGGGAAAAAAAAGGUUUCGCCUGCAUCGUGAAGUUCUGUUCCAAGGACUCGUUACGGAGACAUCUGAUGAUCCUUAUGUUGCAAGGCCACGCCUUCGAGCAGGAGAAAUUUCGAUUCGAUUUUCAAUCCAACUAUGAAGGUGAGGGGAACGUUUACAUCGACGUUGAGCUCUACCACGUGUCUUUCCAUUGCUGUCAGCUGGACAAUCUAAAGUUACUGCAACGCGGGAUGUCCAAGCAGCCGCGACGUGCCGACGAAUGUCCGUCGGAUACGCUUGAGAUCGAGGACCAAGAGGACGAGACUGAUCGAGAGGAGGAUGAGGAGGGCGAUCCGAGGGAGCCAAGGGAGAGAGCAACAUGGUUGAAACGUUAUCGGCCGACGAGCUGGGGCAAAUGCACGUCCGCGAACCGGAAGAGACCAGGCUCGACUGAGGUCACCGCCGCCGGUAAAGCGAGAUGGCAUCAAUACUACGUGGAAGAACCCAACAGGCUGUUCUCCCUGUGGGGCGAGAUACACAUAACUGACGAUAUGUUCGACGAGGCGAAUCGCGGUAUGCAGACGUACGCCUGUUACGUAGUGUGUGCUGGCAUGACUAGGAUUAUGGCGCCGGAAUAUUGGACCCCGAAGACUCUCGACGCGAUCGUUGUGUGCGGGGAUCGUUAUUACACGCACAGCAAGCAUGAGGCCGAGCUCAAGUCUGCCAGCGAUGAAAAUGCUAAUCACUCGUUUAAAUAUCUCUCCAAUUGUUUCGAUAUCGGUGAGAUUGUAUUCGAGGCUCGGAUGCUGCCGGCCAUUAACGGCAGAUUGUACGCUGAAUCGGACGAGUGCCUGUGGAAGACACUGGAGCGAGUAUUCUCGAGUUAUCAUUUCGCCGUACUGACAUGCGAGAGCGCCUGUCUUGGCCUCUUCAAGUUCUGUGGAGCUUACUACGUGUGCGAUGUGAAUUCGUUUGGCCCGCCGUUCUUCCGGUACGGCCAAGGCGCCGCGUAUAUGCUCAGAGCCACAUCCUUGCGCAAAUUUAUGACGGUACUCGUGUUGAUUAUCGGCUCGUCGGAACGCAGCCGAUUCAGCCUGAAUCCCAUCGAAAUUCUCAGGAUUGUCGAAGUAGACACUGCAUUCGACUCUCGUAGAAAACCACGUGACAAAAAAUGCCGUUUUACAAGAUUAAAGGGGAAAAUAACAGGGGGAAAGUUGUCGAGAUUUGCGAACGUUGGACAAAAGAAAAAAAAGAAUGAAUAAGCAGUAAAUCCGAACGUGAUGUAACGUGAUG
Molecule: messenger RNA, 2812 nt
Organism: Acromyrmex echinatior (Panamanian leafcutter ant)
Lineage: Eukaryota; Metazoa; Arthropoda; Insecta; Hymenoptera; Formicidae
Source: RefSeq, a predicted model, not a curated record